Diatraea saccharalis (sugarcane borer) is the source of this 2587-nucleotide messenger RNA. Lineage: Eukaryota; Metazoa; Arthropoda; Insecta; Lepidoptera; Crambidae. The record is from the annotation of a GenBank genome assembly.
AAAUAUGGCUGCCUUGUUGUUGGCGACUGUUGGGUUGUUAUGUUAAAUGUUUAUUUCUUUCGUUUAAUAUGAGUUGAAUUUAGAGUCAGUGUUGAAUACCUUGAAUUGAGUACACAUUAAAAGUGAUCGUACCAGGUGGGGAAACCCAACAGUUGUAUGACAGGAGAGCCAAACCAAUGAAACUCCCCCCUGUGGUACAAACAGCAUAAAUCAAGAUGUGGCCCGCGUCGCAAUACUCUCACUCGAAUGCUCAUGUGGCUACCAGCAAGCAGAAUGAGCAUCAAAAUCAACAAAAUCUCAAGACACUGGGCAUGACCUCCGCUAUCUCUAUGGCAGGUCCGAAACCAAUCGACAUUGAGAAGACGAACGAGUUAAAAGAAUGUCUUGUGCCAUUUGGUGUGUUCGAGUCCGAAGCAGAGAUGCAUCAUCGUAUGGAGGUGCUCGGCUCUCUGCAUCGGCUAGUCCGUCAGUGGAUCCGCGAUGAGUCGUUGCGCAAAAAUAUGCCUGCAAGCGUCGCGGAAACAGUCGGCGGGAAUAUAUAUACGUUCGGCUCGUAUAGGCUUGGGGUUCAUCAUAGAGGGGCCGAUAUCGACGCGUUGUGUGUCGCCCCGCGCCACAUAGAGCGGUCAGAUUAUUUCGCAUCAUUCUACGAUCUCCUCAAGCAGCAGCCACAAGUAAAAGAUUUGAGAGCGGUGGAGGACGCGUUCGUGCCGGUCAUCAAGAUGAACUUCGACGGCAUCGAGAUUGAUUUACUGUUCGCGAGAUUAGCUCUCAAAGAGAUACCCGACUCAUUUGAUCUUCGUGACGAUAUACUACUCAAGAACUUGGACCAGAAGUGCGUUCGGUCCUUGAACGGUUGCCGGGUUACAGAUGAAAUACUAAGAUUGGUGCCAGACAUCAACAAUUUCCGGCUCACACUACGCGCCAUCAAACUGUGGGCGAAACGUCACGGUAUAUACUCUAAUACCUUGGGAUACCUGGGCGGAGUAUCGUGGGCGAUGUUGGUGGCCCGCACCUGCCAGCUGUACCCGAACGCGUUGCCGGCGACGCUGGUGCACAAGUUCUUUUUGGUAUUCAGUCAGUGGAAGUGGCCGCAGCCCGUACUUUUGAAGCAACCCGAUGCGGUCAACUUGGGCUUCCCCGUCUGGGAUCCGAGGGUUAACAUAUCAGAUCGGUUCCACUUAAUGCCAAUCAUUACGCCGGCGUACCCUCAACAAAACUCUACGUUUAACGUAUCGGCUUCUACUCGCAGCGUUAUCAUGGAAGAAUUCAGGCUAGGAUUAGCGAUUACGGAUGAGAUAAUGCUCGGAAAAUGUAGCUGGGAGAAAUUGUUUGAAGCUCCAAACUUCUUCUCUCGGUAUAAGCAUUUUAUUGUAUUGUUAGCGGCCGCCGCGCGUGCCGACGAUCAGCUUCAAUGGUGCGGACUCAUCGAGUCGCGUAUCAGACAUCUUAUCACAACAUUAGAGCGGAAUCAGCACAUAACAAUAGCUCAUGUGAAUCCGGAAUGCUACAACUCUGUGCCGCUGCACGCUAACGACGGACAUCCACUAGCGCUACCGCCAGGUACUCCACAAGACUCGCCAGUACCUACCGAUCCAGCUCCCGAACUCAAGAGAAAUGACAAAGGUGAAGUGAUACCAAACUUCUGCUCGAUGUGGUUCAUCGGUCUUGUGUUUGAGAAGACAAAUCUAACUGUGGACCUCACAUAUGACAUCUCGUCGUUCACCAAAGCGGUACAUUAUCAAGCUGACAACACAAGCAUGCUACGGGAAGGGAUGACCAUAGAGGCGCGUCACGUGCGACGUAAACAGUUACACCAGUACCUGUCGCCGUCGCUGCUGAAGAGAGAGCGGACCACCUCCGGCGCCAAGAGGCGACCGCAGGAGCACGCGCCCGCGCCGGCGCCUCUCAAGAAGACCAAACGACUCUCAGAAAGCAGCACGGAUGAAGUCAGCAUCCUCUCGUAUAACGAUGACUCCAACUCGUCAAACGUAUACGAGGUUAACAUACAGAACGGCACGGCUCAGGUAGUUGAGCCAGUGGCAAAGACAGCAGACAAGACACAGGAGCAUCCACCCUCCACAUCCAGCACUAUUGCCUGCACGUAGCAGUACGAGGAGUGGCGGCAACGUUUCAUAUACGGUGCCAACAGUGUCAAACUGAACAGGGUCAAACGACUCUAAGUGGACAGUGAUCAAUGUGAUUUAUAGUGUUAAGAAUGUGAUAACGAAGAAAAUGAAACUCGUACGGUAAACGGUGCAAUUUGACAUGUUUUUGUCUCUGUUCCCUGUAUUUUGUGUGUACGGGAUUGUGAAACGGCUUCGGUAAGUAGUUUGACUGAAGUGUUUUGUUUGAAGAGAAAGAGAUAUUUGAUAUUCGGAGACGACUGAUUAGAAUGCUUUUGUAUGAUUGCUGUUUCGGUCUGUUGAUAACUCGUUUAUGACUUGGCGUUGCAAUAAAAUCUUUGGUAGAUUCUCUGUAAGGAAGCACCUAGUGUUCGAUACGAAUGUAGUAGCAAUAAAUAUUUGAGUGCUUCAGACAGAGAAGUGCCUUACAUUUUAUAAGCACUUAAAUGGAACUAUGACUC